Molecule: messenger RNA, 1380 nt
Organism: Mesorhabditis belari
Lineage: Eukaryota; Metazoa; Nematoda; Chromadorea; Rhabditida; Rhabditidae
Source: the annotation of a GenBank genome assembly
AUGGAAAACGAUUCCUCGUCGAUUUACGAGACACUCAGAAAUGAAACAAAUCCUUCAGAAGAUCAACAAAAGGAAAUGGAAAUCCCGUCUGCAUUAACAGCAGACUAUAUUGAAAUGAUUUAUCUAUGCUUUGUGAUCAUUGUCGGAACACCGUCGAAUUGUUUCAUUCUCAGGAGAUUGUGUCAGGAUUUAAAACGAACGCCAAAAGACAGUGUUAAGGCUGGUUUCCUCAUACUGAAGAUCAAUUUGAACAUCUCCGAUUUACUUCUUUUGUGCAUUUUGGCAUUUGGAAAGCUUUUAUGGUUGUUGAUGUAUCAAUGGCCUUGGGGCUCAGCUUUGUGCAAACUCUACAAUUUCGGCUCAAUGGUUUCACUAUACAUUUCGUCGAAUAUCGUCGUUUGUAUAGCGUUGGAUCGACUUAGAAAUGUCCUCGGCGCAAGCAAAUUGAGAAGAGGAAAAGGCGCAAAUGGAAGUGUGGUGCAUCUGCUUUUGAUUGGUUCAUGGUUUUUGGCGAUUCUCUGGUCAAUUCCACAGCUAAUCGUCUGGGAUGUGCAAGAGGUGGUGCCAGGCUUCUCACAAUGCACCGAUAUCUGGAUGAUCAAGAAACAUCUGAUCCACUUUGGUCGGGCAAAGGAAAGUGAUUACGGUUUUUUGUACAGCACUGUCAUGUCAUCCGCUUAUGAUAUUUCACAUUUGUUUUUCGUCUUUUGGGGUCCACUAAUUGUUCUCAUUAAAUGCUACGUCAUCAUUGCGAUUCGAUUAGUGAAAUACUCAAGAAGAGCGCCUGGACAACCGAGUCCCAUGAUUCGCCCGGAUAUGACUUCUGGACCGUCUGGUGUUGAGCAAUCGAUCUCACUGCAUCAAUUCGAAACUGCUUCCACGACUGUAUCCAUCGAUCGCCACAGCACACCGCGGGUAAACGUUAUCGCAACUCGCACGUUAUCUAACCCGCAUGAGAUUUCGGGUAUUCGACGAUCUUUUGACCGAUACAGUGAACGAGUGCCCAGCCCUGGAUUGAGAUCGAGUUCAAGAUUAGGCAGUGCUCUUCCAUUUACGAAAUAUUUUCACCGAAAUGGACACAGUAUGGACAAUAUCUUUUCAAAAGAUGAUGGAACACCACCAAAGAAAAUGUCUCGAGUCUCGGAUACACUUUCGGGCAAAGUGCCAGCAUGGAGGAGGCAGUUACGAAGCAAAGUCUUUCGAACAACACUCCUCGUCGUGAUCGCUCAUUUUCUUUUCUGGUUUCCUUACAAUUUUCUCGCCAUCAUGAACUAUAUAAAUGAGAAUUUGUAUCAUGAACUGAGCGAGAACGCGAAUAUUUUCAAAGACAUGCAACUUCUCAUCACUCUCAUCAAUCCUUUUCUUUACGGGUUUACACAU